AUGGCGUAUGCAGCGAGGUCCUACAUCCUGAACAAGAAAAGGUGGGAAUUUCAGCUACUAACUCAGUAUCAUAUGCAGGUUAAACAAUUGCUAUUUUAUUUCAAUUUUAAGGCAAGAACAGGCAGGCAAUCAAAGAUGCCAAAAAUGUUUGCAAGUGGGUCAUUGGACGUACGAGUGCAACAAUAAACGAAAGUAUUUGCAGCGGGAUUCGAGAACAGUGGUAAUGAAAAAGAAAAUCAAACUAGCCAGUUCUUCUCGCGAUAAUAAUGAUUCAAGUAAAAGGUAAAACAUAGAAACUUUUAAGAAUAUGGCAAUGUGGGGACUGAUCUGAAAAUCAGAUAAACCUAACUCGAGCUAGUUUUUAAAACGUCUUUUUUUACACGAGUUUAGCUCAGAAAAAAGCGUGCUACCAUUGAUGCUUUCAUACCAGUCUGAUUUUACUGCGAUUCCCUCUAUGUAGUCAUUGGAACUAGUAUAGAAUACAGAGCCAUUAAAGUCCUCCUUGUGGGGAAAGUUUAAACAAUGAGGAAAAUCACCGCUAUUGUGGUUCCAGUAGGAUCAAGAUAUAUCGUCCUGCAUUCUGCAGUUUGCUUGUUGCCGAUAUAUCAUCAUAUUUCCAAAAUCUUGUUUUGGUGUGAGUUAUAAACCAAUAAAUAUGUACUUCAUGUUCUUUAUCAGUGAUGAUAAACAAGUGAAAGAAUUAGAAACAGCAUGAAUUAGGCGUAAUAAUAUACAAGCUUAGUUAGUUCAUUUAUUAUGAGAUUCCUCCUUUCCCUGUCAAUUAACCUCUUCAAUAUAGGUUCAUCUAUUUAUAAACAAAAUUUCAUUGCAGCUGUGAGCUUCUUGCCAAUAAGCUCCUCUGUUUUAGGCCCAACUGCGUGUCAUUACACCUCUCAAAAUAUUCCUCUAGAAGUAUCUUCUCCCAUAUCAGCCCAUCAUCCUUUUUUUGGGUUUUUGCCUUGAUAAAACCACUUUCACUGUCCAGACAGCUUUCAGUUGACUAAACAAACCCCUUAUUUACAUACCUCUGUUUUAAAUCUAAUGUAAAAAUUUAAUUCUAUCCCUACAGUGAGUCAGUUGACAAGGAAAAAAGUGCUCCAAAUGAAAGGUAUUUGAUUUAUUUAGAGGUUCAUCUGUAAUAAAUGAUAGGGAAACCUUGUUUGUACUUAGUGGCUUUGAUCACUUUAUGGCUAUCUUAAAACUGAGCUUAUUUCAUUUUUAGUGUGAUUUUAAUCUCUACUGCCCCCCCUAGCCAUUUCACUCCCAAGAUCUCAUUACUAAUUCUCCUUAAUGUUAUUUCUGAGAAUUUGAUACUGGAUCAACUUAUUAUCCCAUAUUUGAUAUUUUUUCUUUUUCUCAUUACUUGUCUGCUUGAUAUUGUAAAGAGAAAUUCUGUCUUGGUCAAACAUGGGAGUUAAAGGAUGAUGGUUUAUUUAACCCUUCAACUCCCAUGACUGACCAAGACAGAAUUUCUCCUUACAAUAUCAAUACAAUAUCAAGCAGACAAGUGAUGAGAAUAAAGAAAACUCUUAAUUAGGGGAUUAUUAGUUGAUCCAAUACCAAAUUCUCCAAACUAACAUCAGAAGAACUGUAUAGCAGACAGUAAGGAGAAUUACUAAUGACAUAUUGGGAGUUGAAGGGUUAAGGCUUUUCCUUUCUUUCAAAAUCAGUUUUUAAGUCUGAAGUGGAAAUUUUUUCUGGCAUUUUAAGUGCUUUGAAGGUCUUAAAUUUUCCCAAUCAGCUUAUACUUGCUGACCAUUGCAUGUCAUGAAUAGGCUGUGUUUUCACAAACCUUGAGAGGCAAGCUUUGGAAGGGUUAGGUUUGGUUGAGAAUUUUCAAUUACAGGUUACCCAGGGUUUUGGUCAACAACUUUCUUACAUUUUUUCAAGGCAUUUUCCAAUACAGCUCUAUUUUUGGGUUGCCUGUCAACCAUCAUGUUCAACAGCAUGGUAGUUGAUCAGCUCUACUACUUUUCCAGUGAAAAAAAAAGGGGGUGGUGGAAGGGGAGCAUAUAGCUAUAUAUUUUGAGUGCAGAUGGAUUGAUUUGUCUCUUACUGUUUCUGUCGGAAGUGACAAUGAAAGCAGUGACAACAAUGAGGAGUCUGAAUCUGAUGACUCAUCCACAACAGACAGAAGUGAUUCUUCUGAUGACAGCAGUAGCAGUAGUUCUCCCAGCUCCAGCAGCGGUGAUAAUAGCAGUAAAUCUAGCAAUUCAGAGGAGUCAGACAGUGAUAAUGAACGGAAAUCAAAGAAACAGAAGUCAAAGAAGCGCUGAGCUGACGCGAGACAAGCAAACAUGAGAGCCACAAAACACGAGAAUCACACCACCUUACUUAGAGGAUAAUAACGGUGUCAGACAUCCAGAGGCGUUUGAAGGAGCUGUUGACGUCAUCAUCCUCUGUUGUCGUUUUGUUGGGUUGCCUGUUUAAGCAAAUCUGAGUGGGCACUUCUACAUGUAUUUCAGUCAAAUGUUUUGUGUUUGAAGGCAUUUCUUCACGGACGCUACUUUCUUCUUUUUAAUGUACCAUUUUUCCACAAACAGCAAAAGUUAAAGGAUCCAAUGAUCCGAAUCACUAGUGCGCGGUAGGCGCUCUUAAAAGUGGGCGGAUGUAGGCGAAAACAAUUUGCCUGAAUCAAAGAUCGACGCGCACUAAUGUUACCAAAAACUGCACGCGAACUUUUUUGAAACUGCGUGCGCGAGUUGUGUGUGGGUGCGCAUGAGCGGUGCGCGCAGGUUUUUGAAACGGCACGCGCUGUUUCUGAGCGCCAUGUGUGAGUUUUUUAGCAGCGCAU
Messenger RNA from Pocillopora meandrina, 2794 nucleotides. The record is from the annotation of a GenBank genome assembly. Lineage: Eukaryota; Metazoa; Cnidaria; Anthozoa; Scleractinia; Pocilloporidae.